AUGGCACACCAACUCCCCGCCGUCCCUAUCGUUACAAUGCCGCCAUGGGCGCAGGAACUCGAGAUCGCGUGGCCAGUCGCGUUCACGGUCGAUUUCGCGAAGAUGUUCCUCGGCAUCUCCGAGCUGCGCCUGCAAACAGCGGUCCGCCACGAAGACGAGUUGCCGACUCAGUACUUUGAAGAUGGGAUGCGCGCCGAAUUUGAUGACAUUAGAGGCGUACUUGUGCCGUUGUGGGCGGCACUCCGCCACAUCGUCGCUCUACCCCCCUUCCUCGCCCUCAUCGCCGACUCCCGGGGCAUCGGCGCCGCUCUGGAUCGGCUCCGCGCCGAUCCGGCCCUGAAGACCACGUGCCUCGAAUGGCAACCGGAGGCGCCGGUUGCGGACAUGGGUGGCGACGAGUGGUGGCACAACUGCCUUGUCCCCCCACCUCCCUCAUCUCCUCCUGCAAUCGCAGAGGUUUCGGCGUCCGCCCCCCCUCGAUUCCGCCGCUCCUCCCGCGUCGCCGCCGCCAUCACCGCCAGAGACGCGUCGCCCCCCCCUGCGCGAGCACCGACACCGCCCCCAUUCCUCGCGUGUUCCGCCGUCCGCGUGUUCGCUCCCCAGGCCGCAGGUUUCUACCCGUCCACCGUGCCAAACGCGAAAACCCUCCUCAAGUUCGACGCAGUGGUGAUCACUGACCCCAAAACGAAAUCGACCGUGAUGUCGGCCAAGCGACAUGCCACCAGCGCGCCGACUGACGAGCCCGUGCCGAAGAGAUCGCGCACAGGAGCCGCGACAGGGAAGGGCAAGGGAACGGGAACGGGGACGGGGACGGGGAAGGGGAAGGGGAAGGGGAAGGGUAAAGCCAGCACGGCGAAAAAGACGAAGGGUCCACCUAAGGCACGCUACCGAACGAGAUCAGGCCCCACGCCGACCGACGAUCGCGCAAACGAUCCCCGACCACCUGGCGACCCGCAUGUCUUCCCCUUGUACGAGGUGCGGCACCAGGGGCUUUGUGUGCCUUCGCGCCGACGCAAGAAGCCGUGCAGCCUCGACCAGGAGAAGCAAGCAACAAGAAAGAAGACGCAAGGACUUCCUGAACAUCAGUACAAGAAGAAGUCCACAGCGUCAUCGGCGGCGCGGACCUCGUCAGGCGGCACCAAAGUCCAGGGCAAGCGCACAGUGACCAAGGCAAAGCCCCGCCCAUAUGUCCCUGUUUCGACUGACGAUGAAGAGGAUGGGAAGGUGUGGGUGAGGGCCAGCGACGCCGACUCCGACGCCAACGAAGAAUAUCAAGGCAACGCCGACGUUCACGGCGGCAAUAACACCGUUGACGCCGUGUCCAACGCUCGGGACGACGUCGGCGCUAGGAGGCUGAUGGCAGAGGCUGACAUUGCCACUCAGAUUGCACUGGCCUAUGUCAGUUUCAUGGCAUCACUGACAUAG
Coniophora puteana RWD-64-598 SS2 is the source of this 1425-nucleotide messenger RNA. RefSeq lists its product as uncharacterized. The transcript is spliced from 6 exons. NCBI's taxonomy places the organism in Eukaryota, Fungi, Basidiomycota, Agaricomycetes, Boletales, Coniophoraceae. The coding region runs from base 1 to 1425 and encodes 474 amino acids. The record is from RefSeq and is a predicted model, not a curated record.